AUUCACUGCUGUUAUUAAAGCCUGAAAUAAUACCCCCAAAUUAAUAUCUGAUAAGGAUUAAGUAUAUAUUUAUCUACAGAAAAAAAUUACAAGAAAAGGAAUCCAUUCGAUAUAGGCAUCAGACACUGGACAAUCAAUCCAGUUUAUUGCUUAAAAUAACAAUAUACAAAUCGAAUUGAACCUAAAUAUAUUAUUAUUCUUAGAAAUAGAGUGAUAGUAAUUCUAGGUAUAUUUUGGCUAUAUUAUUAACUAUACUGCUCGAAACACAUUUCCAAAAGGUACAUAUAUACUUAUUUACAUACAUAAUUAUGGUCUUAAAAUAUUUCUUGCUCAGAAGGACACGUGAGUGAGAACAAUAGAAUUCCGUUUGGACCCUUCUGGUAAGGAACCCUAAAGAGAGAAGUAAUUAUCACUACUUCAUACAGACAUGUUUGUUUAAAAUUAAAAUUUUGAUUAACUUAUUGAAAAAACAAAAUCGUUUCGUGAUGAUUAAAUAAAAUAUUAAAACAAAGAGAACGGAAUCCGGAAUCAAAACUAUGCCAUAACCUUGGAAUAAAGAUUUGAUCAUUAAACAAAACAUGCAACGUUGCAAAUGUCAUGGUCGGUCACUGUCAAAAUAAUAAAUUGUCAAAAAUGUGGAAAAAUCUUGGGAACAAUAAUAUCUACAUUUAUUAAUUCAAAUGUUAAAAUGACUCAGAACAUUUUUUAUAAAACUGCCGAAAAAUACUGGGCCAAUAUCCCAGCAACAUUAGACGGAAUACUCGGUGGGUACGGCCAUAUAUCAGAUAUCGACAUCGAAGGCUCCAAUGAGUUUUUAGACAAAAUUUUCGCGCUUGAAAAGCCGCCGUCUCAAAAUAUCGCACUUGAUUGUGGCGCAGGAAUCGGCCGGAUCACAAAAAAUCUACUGAUCCCACGCUUCCAGAAGGUCGACAUGGUUGAACAAGACGAGAAGUUCGUUAGCACCGCAAAACAAUUGAUCGGCGAAGACAACAAUAAGCUCGGGACGGUGUACAAAAUCGGUCUCCAGCAUUUCAAGCCGCAAAAAACUUACGAUGUCGUCUGGUGCCAGUGGGUGCUUGGUCACCUGAACGAUAACGAUCUGAUCGCUUUAUUAGAGAGGUUUACUGAGGCUUUAUCAGAGAAUGGUGUUAUUGUUAUCAAGGAGAACGUAUCGACAUCUGAAGAAAUAGAAUAUGACGAAGAUGAUUCAUCAGUCACGCGUCCACCGGAGCUUUUAUAUAAAAUUUAUACUGCAGCUAAACUGAAAGUAAUUAUGACGACCAUACAAGCCGGUUUCCCUGAAGACAUAUAUCCUGUGCAUUCGUUCGCGUUAGUACCAGCGAGAAUCUGAAGUGUUUUAUUUUGUUUAUUAGCUUGUCGAGUUUAUAAUAAAGGAACAAUGAACAUUGUUUCCAACGGACUUUGCAUAGUCGUAAAUGAAAUAGCUACGCUUUCAGUCCGACUAUAUGGUACCUACGAAGGUGAUGGACGAACAUAAUGCACGCCAUGAUCGAAGAGUGAAUGUUUAUCUUUGAUGAAGAGUUAAAUCGUGUUCUGAAUUCGUGAUUGUGUCGUUUAAUAAAGAACGAUCUGGGACGAACGGAGCCAGAGCGCAAAUAAGUUCGCAAGUGUAUUCACCGUUUAGUAAGACCUUACGAAAUUGUUACAUCAGCUGUUGUUGUGAACUUUAGGGAACAACUAUCUAUGCCAUCUGGCACGGUUUAUAUGCCUAUUCGUUUGCAGUACUUUGUGUAACAAUUUUGUUUACAUUUCAUUUUAAUAUCCUACCUUAUUGUUAUAUUAUAAAUAAAGAAAAUUAGCACCAUAUAUUAAUUCUUGUUCUUCUAUUAUUUUAAUAGUACAAACCCCAAAAGAGCUUCCAUGCGGGAAUCUUAACUAAAAGGUAACGAAAAAGGGCGCAAUGAAGUUAGACACGUAGAAGAUAUCAAAGGACAACGACGAAAUCUGCCCAGCAUGCACAAACAAAUGUCUUUCAUUAUAUGCAUUCUAUGAUUUUUUACUUUAUUCGCAAUUAAUCAUAGUAAACGGACAUUCUGUGGUAAAAUAAAAAAAAAAUAGUUCUGUA
Messenger RNA from Chilo suppressalis (striped riceborer), 2086 nucleotides. The record is from the annotation of a GenBank genome assembly. Lineage: Eukaryota; Metazoa; Arthropoda; Insecta; Lepidoptera; Crambidae.